GUAGGAGGAAAUAGCUGUUUUGCAUUCUUUCUAACGUCUUUGCACUCCUAAAUGACAAACUUGGUAGCUAACUACAUGUUUAUUUGAAGUGAAAAUGAAAGCAACAUACAAAACCUUUUUUGUAUUUUAUGUCUUGAUAUCGAAUGUUUUUGUGAACGCGUUCGAACCAAUCUCAACCACAUUUGUCGGUUUGGGAUUUACAGCAGUGGGGCGGAAAAUGUACAAUUAUGUAUAUGGUGAAAGUUGCGAUUCAAAAUGGAUUACUUUUAAUUCAACAGGUUUGGAAGUGGCUCUACAUAAGAAACUGUUUGGUCAACAUGUUGCCUCUAGAGUCAUCCAGAAAUCUGUAACAGGUUUCAUGAACAAUAAAAACCCUAGAAAGCCCCUGGUGCUCUCUCUACAUGGCUGGACUGGCACAGGGAAGGACUUAGUCAGGAAGUUGAUAGCUGAAAACAUCUACAAGAAGGGCAUGGCCAGCAGUUUCGUCCAUCAGUUUGUGACUUCUACUCACUUCCCUCAUCCGAGUCAGAUUGAGAACUACAAGUCUCAACUGCAGCAGUGGGUCAAAGGCAAUGUCACCAACUGCCCACGUUCCAUGUUCGUCUUUGACGAGAUGGACAAGAUGCACCCUGGCCUGAUCGACUGUAUAAAGCCCUACCUGGAAUACUAUGAAAAUCUGGAUGGUGUCUCGUACCGCCAAGCCAUCUUCAUCUUCCUCAGCAAUGCCGGAGGGGAGAAAAUCACGCAGGUGGCCCUGGACUUCUGGAAAGCAGGUCGAGACCGAGAGGAGAUUAAAUUGCAUGACUUAGAACCAGCUCUCUCCCUGUCUGUGUUCAACAACAAGAAGAGUGGGUUGUGGCACUCUAGUCUGAUAGACAAGAACCUAGUUGACUUCUUUGUCCCCUUCCUGCCUCUGGAGUACAGACAUGUGCUGCUGUGUGGCAUGGCAGAGAUGUCCGCCAGGGGCCUGGAGCCCAACCAGGACGUGGUCGACCAGAUGGCCAGAGAGAUGGUCUAUUUCCCAAAGAGCGAGAGGAUCUUCUCCGUCAAUGGCUGCAAGACCAUCAACGGAAGGCUAGAUUACUUCACAUAAUGCAUGUUUGAGGCCAACUACGUUGCUGCCGGCGGCUGCAGACUGACUGAUCUAAUCAUAAUGAGCAGUAAUUUAGGAUGAAAGGUGGUUUGUAGGUCUGAUCAGUCGUUCUGCAUUUGCUGACGGUAAUGUAGACGAUCUCCGAGGGAACAGCUACUGUAUCUAUCUACCUCCUACUCUACUGUGUGCACUUUCUUUUUUAAAUGUAAAAAAAAAAUGUUGCCCCCUUUUCUCCCCAAUUUCGUGGUAUUCAAUUGUUUUUAGUAGCUACUAUCUUGUCUCAUCACUACAACUCCCGUACGGGCUCGGGAGAGACAAAGUUUGAAAGUCAUGCGCACAUCCAACCCGGAAGCCAGCCGCACCAAUGUGUCGGAAGAAACACAGUGCACCUGGCAACCUUGGUUAGCGCGCACUGCGCCCGGCCCGCCACAGGAGUCGCUGGUGUGCGAUGAGACACGGAUAUCCCUACAGGGCCUCCCAGGUGGCGCAGUGGUUAAGGGCGCUGUACUGCAGCGCCAGCUGUGCCAUCAGAGACUCUGGGUUCGCGCCCAGGCUCUGUUGUAAUCGGCCGCGACCGGGAGGUCCGUGGGGCGACGCACAAUUGGCCUUGCGUCGUCCAGGUUAGGGAGGGUUUGGCCAUGAUGAUGACCCGCCCCUCAGGCCUCCCACUGUCAACACAACCAUGUGGAGAACAUCAACGGCCUUGUUCUUGUAGUGUCACUUCUCCCUAAAGAUGGAUUACCGAGAGAGAGGAUGCCAGAUUUAAGAAGAGAUAUAAAAUUAAAACACUGAGGGGAAACGCUAUUCUUUUUAACCAAUCAAGGUGCUUGUUCCUGAUUUCAAUUUUUUUGUAAAUGAUUACCUCCAAAUAAUGAUUUUCUUUUUCAUGGAAUUCUGCUGCACAUGAACUAUGGCAAGUGAAAAUGAGUUGUGUAUUAGAAACAAAUGUGGUUUAAAGUUACAAUCUCUAGUACUGUAGAAAGGGCCCAUGGAGUUGGUGGAAGAAUCCUUUAAUUCAUGGCCACUUACUCAGCUUGGCCAGGAGCGCUUUAAUUAGGUCAGGUGGAAAUGUCCGACAGAUCUCAACUCCAUAAAAGGAGGAAAUCUGUGAUCUGACUGCUUUCUCUUCCUUAACUCCGUCUAAUCCAGAAGUUCUGUGUGUCCAUGAAUCCACGUAAGUCCACCAAAUCUGUUACCUUUCAUCUGAACCUUUCAUCUGAACCUUUCAUCUGAACCUUUCAUCUGAACCUUUCAUCUGAACUUUUCAUCUGAACCUUUCAUCUGAACUUUUCAUCUGAACUUUUCAUCUGAACUUUUCAUCUGAACUUUUCAUCUGAACUAUCUGUUGCGAUCGGGAGAGUGGGCCAUAAGUUAUUGUUUAUAGUUAUUACCGCGGAGUGCAGCUUGUAGAGCACGCUUCAAACCUAUUGUGUAAUGUGAAUGGUCAAUGAUCACAGCCCUACGGAUCAUCACAGGCCAAUUAUGCGAAACGAUAUAUGGUUAAUAUGUCAUGAAAUUACAUGUACAUAUGAAGACACUUGAAAGGGUGAAAUAUGAAACGUCAUCGUUUGCUGAACUGAUCGAUUCUGAUAUCAAACCAAUGGGGAUUAUAGAUUGAAUAACCGAUCACUGUUUGUAUUAUUCUUCUCGUGAUUAUGAUUAAUAGUUACGAGCAUAAAUUUCUCAAGGAUGAUUCCUAUUGACUUCUUAAUGAACUGAUUUGUUGAAUUCCCUAAUUAUAUUUAUAAUGAAUGAUUAUGAUUUGAUAUUUCUGAUUAUGAAUUUGAUUGUACACAUGUUAUCAGUUUGAUUGGAUACAUGUUAUUCUGUUUCCUUUGUUAUGCAGCACAGACUACCCAGUAAAUAUACCACUUUAUGGUUAAAGGAA
Molecule: messenger RNA, 2981 nt
Organism: Oncorhynchus keta (chum salmon)
Lineage: Eukaryota; Metazoa; Chordata; Actinopteri; Salmoniformes; Salmonidae
Product: torsin-1A-like
Exons: 5
Coding region: 95-1093 (332 amino acids)
Biological process (GO): nuclear membrane organization; protein localization to nucleus
Cellular component (GO): endoplasmic reticulum; nuclear envelope; endoplasmic reticulum lumen
Molecular function (GO): ATP binding; kinesin binding; ATP hydrolysis activity
Source: RefSeq, a predicted model, not a curated record